UUUUUGUAUUAACCUGUCAGACCUGCCUUGCUUUUUUUUUUAUUCUGCCCAGAGGAUUUUUCCAUUUAACCAGGUGCUAAGGUAACUGGAUAGCUCUAUUAAAGAUUGUUGUUUCAUUUUAUUAAAAUGCUUUGUUAUAUUUUUUUUGUGCCAGCUUAAAGAUGUGUUUAACUUUCUUUCUGUGUGGUUAUAUAAUAAGCUAGAUAUUUAAAUACAAAAUAAACAGUUAGCACAAAUGUUUUAGUCCACUGCUUAGUCAGUGCCUGUUCCAACAAGUCCUCGGUUUGUGGUGCACUAUUGUUGACUACCGUCGCUACAGACAAACAUGCGUGAAAUACUUAUCGUCAACAGACGGAGAAGUGAAACCGGACUCUGCCUCUGUGGCAUUUCCUCCUUUUUGCGCAGCAGCUCGCUAAACACGCCGAAUUGAAUUCUCUUCUUCUUUCUUGAAUGAGUCGUGAUGGACUAAAAACGGAUCCACUGAUAUUUCAAACUUUCAGCACUUUUCAGAGCAGGGUUUGAAACCAUGACUGCCCCUCUUUCCUGUCUCUUGACAUGCAGCCUUUUCAUCUUCAACUUCAUCGGCGGGCCGUAUCCGUGCAUGGCCUCUGCCAAAAAAUCCACCUGCAUCAUCCAAGGUGGCAGGGCCGACUGCAGUCACCUCAGUCUGAGGGUGAUCCCGUCAGAUCUGCCCUCAAACAUCUCCAGCCUGGAUGUGUCUCACAACAAACUGGUGAAGGUGCCCGGGGAUUCUCUUGGCCGAUACAGAGGCCUCAUCCACCUUAACGCGAGUUACAACAGCAUCGCCAGGGUGGAUGAAAGCUUAUGCCAGAGUCUGCCUCUGCUGCAAACGCUGAACCUGGAGCACAAUCAAGUGCAUUUGUUGAAAAAAGAGGAUCUGGGCCAAUGCACCACCCUGACUUGGUUAAAUAUAGCUAAUAACAGGCUGAAGCUGCAGGAAGAACCCUUCUCUGGUCUGCAGAACCUACAACAUCUUGAUGUGUCGAAGAACAAGCUGCAGUCGGCAAAGCUGGGCUCGCGACCUCAGCUGCCCAGCUUGCGGAGUCUCUGCCUGGGACAGAAUGUUUUCACCUCUUUGAAGAGUGAGGACUUUUCUUACCUCAGUUCAUCCCCGUCUCUGCAAGCUCUUAACUUGUCAUACGUGUCUCUGAAAACAGUUGAGAGUAGAUGCUUUCAGCCAAUUUCAGGUCUGCGUACUUUAAUCUUGGAUGGGAGCGAUAUGAGCUCUCAGGCAAUGUCCAAACUGCUGUCAGCGCUGUCAGCGACUGCCAUAGACAGUCUGUCUCUGCAGAGGAUGAAGCUGGUUGCACUCGGAAACCUGACAUUUGCCGAACUGCAGAAAACAAAUCUUACCUAUUUGGAUCUGUCUGCGAAUGGAAUGACCAAUAUCGAAGACGGCUCAUUUCAGUGGCUUCCUAAACUCCAAUCCCUAAUUUUGUCAGACAACAACUUAAGGCGCUUGACCAGAGGAACAUUUCAGGGACUUAAAACGUUGAAGAAACUGCAGCUGACGAGCGCGUUGACGAGCGCGUUGGGGAAAAAACAUACAUCUCCUGCUGUCAUUGAAGAUUACGCUUUCCAAUCCUUAAACAACCUGAAAAGUUUGAUGUUGGAUCAUACUGCCUUUUUAAAAAUCACAGAGAAAACCUUUACCGGCCUGACAAGUCUCACAGAGCUAGAUUUGAGUUGGAGCAGCUACACGCAGACCCCACAGAGAGGACUCACCAACAAGACCUUUGUCUCACUUAAAGAUUCACCUCUCAAGAAGCUGAACUUGGCGGGAAACGCUCUGACUGAGCUCCAACCGGGGAGCUUCUCUGCUCUGAGCAGUCUUGUUGUUCUCAUCCUUGAUUUCAAUUUUAUCAAGCAGACUCUAACAGGCAGGGAGUUUGAAGGUCUUUCUCAGAUACAGGAAAUUCACCUGAGCAACAACAUCCAAUCCAUUAACCUGACCUCCUCGUCAUUUGUGAAUGUAUCUUGUGUCAGAGUCCUGACUUUGGGUAAGAGCCUUAAAGCAGAAGCCCUAAAUAAGGAUCCUUCUCCAUUAUGGCCCCUGACUAACCUCACUGUCCUGGAUCUCAGCAACAACAACAUUGCUAACAUCAGGACGAACUUACUGAAGGGGCUUACGGACCUGAAGGUGCUGAAACUCCAACACAACAACCUAGCCCGGUUGUGGAAGAUGGCUAACCUAGGUGGCCCUGUGUUGUUUUUGAAGGACACACACAAGUUAGAAACCCUGCAAAUGGAUUACAAUGGAUUGGAUGAGAUUCCAGUGGGGGCUCUUCAAGGUUUGACGUCACUUAGUGUGCUAACCCUCAGUAACAACCUCCUAAACAAUCUCAAGAACCCAGUUUUUGAUGAUCUGAAGUCUCUUCGUGUGUUGACUUUAGCAAAGAACCUGAUCACAAAUGUUAGGCCGGAAGUGUUCCAGACUCCCAUGAGCAACCUCAGCGUGCUUUGGAUGGACAAAAACCCCUUUGACUGCACCUGUGAGGGUAUCCUUUGGUUUGUGACCAGGUUGAACAACACUAAUGGAACCAGUGUGCCCGGUCUGAAAGACAACUACAAAUGCAACACUCCUUUAAUGUAUUUUAACCGCUCCAUCAUGGAUUUUGACCCCAUGUCGUGCAAAGAUAAAACCCCAUUUCAGGCUCUAUACAUGCUGAGCAGCACAGCAGUUUUAAUCAUGAUGGUCAGCGCACUCCUGGUUCGCUUUCAAGGCUGGAGGAUUCAGUUUUACUGGAACGUUUUGAUCAAUCGUACUUUAGGAUUUAGUGACGCCACAGCGGAAGAGGCCAAUGGCUUUGAGUAUGAUGCCUACAUUAUACAUGCUGAGGAGGAUGCUGGCUGGGUGACAAAACAAAUGACCCCUUUGGAGUCUGCAAAAUACAGGUUUUGUUGGGAGGAGCGAGAUUCAAUCCCAGGAAUGUUCUAUUUGGAAUCUAUUAUGGAAAAUAUGAGAAAGUCCAGAAAAAUUCUGUUUGUGGUGACAGAAAGUCUUCUCAAAGAUCCUUGGUGUAGAAGAUUCAAGGUCCAUCAUGCCCUUCACCAGGUCAUCGAAGCAAGCAGAGACUCAGUUGUUUUGGUCUUCUUGCAAGACGUCAACGACUACAAACUGUCCCGCUCACUAUUCCUCCGCAGGGGCAUGUUGCGUCCCCGUUGCAUUCUUGAGUGGCCUGUUCAGAGGGAGAGAGUUCCUGCCUUUCAUCAGAAGCUGCUUAUUGCACUUGGCAUGACAAAUCGACUGCAAGACUGACUGUGCAUCAUGAAAGGUUUCAUAUUAUUUUACAUCAUUACCAUUGCUUCUGUUUAACUGAUUUUCUCAUGGAGUUACCUAGGAGGGUGUUUUGGUCUGUGUGUGAGUACUCUCCUAAAAAAUGUGCAGCUUAUUUAAAAAAAAGAAUCUUAUUUACAUGUUUCUUAUAGAAAGACAUAAAAUGCAUCAUAAAUAUUUCAACAAAAUCAUAAUUUUGUUUGAGAAAUACAAGCUCAAUCUUCAGAUUAUUCAUUUAAACAUUGCGUGCAUGUCUGUGUGUGAGUGAUUGCAUGUACUAAAUAAACAGUUGGAUAUUUUGUAUUUUGAUACAUUUUGUAAUAAAUGAAUGUUGCUGGGUUUCUUUGCUUUGAAAUUCUGUCCCUUUCUGUAAUUCCUGAAUUCAAACCAUUAAAGUCAAUUAUACAAUAUUAAAGAAA
Molecule: messenger RNA, 3717 nt
Organism: Oryzias latipes (Japanese medaka)
Lineage: Eukaryota; Metazoa; Chordata; Actinopteri; Beloniformes; Adrianichthyidae
Product: toll-like receptor 3
Biological process (GO): toll-like receptor signaling pathway; inflammatory response
Cellular component (GO): plasma membrane
Molecular function (GO): signaling receptor activity; protein binding
Source: RefSeq, a predicted model, not a curated record